This is a messenger RNA of Beta vulgaris subsp. vulgaris (sugar beet), 3688 nucleotides long. RefSeq names its product squamosa promoter-binding-like protein 1. Gene Ontology annotation, cellular component: nucleus. The transcript is spliced from 11 exons. Gene Ontology annotation, molecular function: DNA binding. Bases 447 to 3437 code for a protein of 996 amino acids. NCBI's taxonomy places the organism in Eukaryota, Viridiplantae, Streptophyta, Magnoliopsida, Caryophyllales, Amaranthaceae. The record is from RefSeq and is a predicted model, not a curated record.
CGCCAGAAUACAAACCCACCUAUGUGUUCCGAACCUUUCGUCCCCAUCUAAUUUUUCUCCACCUUUCUCUCUCCUCCCACUACAAACUAAAGUAGAGAAUACAAACUCCUACAUUUACAUAACCCACCAAACCCCAACCCAAUUCUCUGCUUUACCCACUUCCAUUUCUACCCUAAAUCAUUCUUAAUCACCUAUUGUUCCACUGAUUUACGGUUUUUUCAGGUGAUGUACUUAUUCCGUGAUUUGUGCUGAUUUUGGCAUGUGGGUACCUUUCAAUUAUUGUCAUGGCUGUACUUUUGGGGAAGAACAGAACUUAGGUGAGCCUCAUUCACUGAACCUUUUAAACCCUUUAAUUCGAGUUCUGUGCUAUUAUUCUCCUCCCAAGAUUUCAACACAACACUGUUUUCGCCUCUCGAAUCGUGUUCGAGAGUGUGUGUGAGUGAUCAAUGGCUGAAUUCCAUGGCAUAGACCCCUCUCAAUUUAGGGGUAUGGUAAAGAGGGGCGUAGAGUGGGAUUUGAAUCAAUGGAAUUGGGAUGGAGACCUUUUUAUUGCUACCCCUACCAAUUUUCAAGCUAAGCAAUUCAUCCCUGUUGUUCCUGUUUCCGGGAAUUCCUCAAACACCUCGUCGUCGUGCUCCGAUGAUGUCCAUUAUCCUAUUGAUGAUGGAAGAAGAGAAUUAGAGAGGAAAAGGAGGGUUAUUGUUGUUGAAGAGGAUAAUUUGGAGGAGCCGGGAUCCUUGACCUUAAAGCUUGGUGGAAACUGUUUUCCUCCCGUCCCUGAGGGCGAAAGGGAAGUCGGUAAUUGGGAGGGAUCAAGUGGGAAGAAGACCAAGUUGGCGGCUGGGGGUUCGUCCAAUCGUGCUCUUUGCCAGGUUGAGGAUUGUGGAGCUGAUCUCACCAAGGCCAAGGACUAUCACAGGCGUCACAAAGUCUGUGAGAUGCAUUCAAAAGCCACUAAAGCCCUCGUUGCCAAUGUUAUGCAGCGUUUCUGCCAGCAGUGUAGUAGGUUUCAUGCUCUUCAGGAAUUUGAUGAAGGCAAGCGAAGUUGUAGACGGCGUUUGGCUGGCCAUAAUAAGCGACGGAGGAAAACACAACCUGAUACAGUUGCCGGUGGAAAUUCUGUAAAUGAUGAGCAAACUAAUAGUGCUCUGUUGAUGAGCUUACUUAGGAUACUUUCAAACAUGCAUGCUAAUAACAAAUCAAACCAGAGUACUGAUCAAGAUCUUGUCGCCCAGCUUCUGAGAAGCCUUGCCAGUCCUUCUGGGUCACACAUGGGGAAAGGCUUACAUGGAGUCUCGCAUGAGUCACAGAAGAUAAUAAAUGGUGGAAUAGCCAAUAAAAAUGGGCAUUCAGAAAAGAUGUCACAUUUUCUCUCUAAUGAUGAUAUGAAUCCUCCUCAAGUAAUUGAUCAACAUCCUGCACCACCUGAUUCAGAGAUCCCAAGAAAAGGAUUAUAUGCAGAUAAUAGCAAGAGCAGUGAAAUACAGGCUGUAUCCUCACAAGAACCAGGAAGUUCGUUCCCAAUGAAAGAUAGCCCUCCAGCUUAUUCUGAGAUCACAGCAGGGAGGAUGAAGUUGAACAAUUUUGACCUGAAUGAUGCAUAUGUAGAUUCAGAUGAUGGAAUGGAAGAUCUGGAAAGGUCCCCUGUUGAUGGAAAUUUUGUAACUGGCUCAGCUGAUUACCCUUCAUGGGCACAGCAGGGCUCACAUCAGUCAAGUCCACCACAGACUAGUGGCAAUUCUGACUCGGCUUCCGCGCAAUCACCUUCAAGUUCUAGUGGAGAGGCUCAGAGUCGCACGGAUCGGAUUGUUUUCAAGCUAUUUGGUAAAGAACCAGGUGGCUCCCCCAUUAUGCUGCGGGGGGAGAUCCUUGAAUGGCUUGCUCAUAGUCCUACAGACAUCGAGAGCUAUAUUAAACCUGGGUGUAUAAUUCUGACAGUUUACCUUCGCUUGGCUGAGUCCUUAUGGGAGGAGCUUUGCUCUGAUCUUUCAUCCUGCCUCACACGACUCUUUGACAUAUCCGAUGACACUUUUUGGAGGACUGGAUGGGUGUAUGUACGAGUGCAGAAUCAAAUAGCAGUUGUUCACAAUGGCCACGUUCUCUUGGAUACAUCAUUGUCUCUCCACAAUAGUAAUUGCAGUAGAAUUUUGAGUGUCAUGCCUAUAGCCGUAUCCAUGGAUGAACGAGCUCGCUUUGAAGUUAGAGGUUUCAACCUCUCCGAGUCCACAACUAGAUUACUCUGUGCAAUGGAAGGAAAAUAUAUAGAUCAAGAAGCAACACAAGAGUCAAAAGAUGAUUGUGAUUUUGUUGAGGAAGAUGAUGAGGCUGAGCACGCCAGUAUAGUCUGCUCUGUUCCCAAUGUUACUGGUAGAGGGUUUAUUGAGGUUGAGGACCCUGGUCUCAGCACUAGUUUCUUCCCUUUUAUAGUUGCAGAAAAGGAUGUUUGCUCUGAGAUUCGGACACUGGAGAGUGUCUUGGGACUGAAGAAGAGCGAUGAAGAUGCAUAUGAAGUAAAUAAAACACUAGAAUCUAGGCGUCAAGCCUUGGAUUUUAUAAAUGAAAUGGGCUGGCUGCUCCAUAGAAGUCACUUGAAAUUAAGAUUGGCUGACCUAGAUCCUAACGCUACCAUAUUUUCUUUUAGACGAUUUACAUGGCUCAUGGAGUUCUCCAUGGAACAUGAUUGGUGUGCUGUUGUCAAGAAACUCUUGGACGUUAUGGUUGCUGGAACUGUGGGAUCAGGGGAACACCCUUCCCUGAAGGUUGCGUUGUUAGAAAUGGGUCUCCUCCACAGAGCUGUUCGUAGAAAUUCUAGGUCUAUGGUGGAGUUGCUUUUGGAAUAUGUCCCCAUGAAAUUUUGUGAUGAAUUCAUGUCACCCGUUGAUGGUGGCAAAGAAAGGUUUUUGUUUCGGCCUGAUGCCCAAGGACCUGCUGGUUUGACCCCACUUCAUAUUGCAGCUGGCAGAGAUGCCUCUGAAGAUGUAUUGGAUGCGCUACUUGAUGAUCCCGGAAAGAUUGGAUUGGACGCAUGGAAGAACGCUCAGGAUAGCACAGGGGCCACACCUGAGGAUUAUGCCCGUAUGCGGGGACACUAUGCUUACAUACAUAUGGUCCAGAGGAAGAUCCAGCGGAGUUUAGCUUCAGAACAUGUGCUUGAUAUCCCAGUAGAGCCAUCUGUUGCCCCAAGGCAUGAUGGGGCUGUGAGCUUUGAGGUUGGAACAAGUGUGAAUCAGAGCUGCAAGCUAUGUGAUCAGAAGAAGAUGUUCAUGUAUUAUAGAAGUAGGGUAAGGACAUCGCUAGCGUACAGGCCUACAAUGCUCUCCAUGGUUGGUAUUGCUGCAGUAUGCGUGUGUGUGGCUCUUCUCUUCAAGAGUAUGCCUAAUGUUGUCUGUCUCUUCCAGCCUUUCCGUUGGGAAUUGCUCAAUUAUGGGUCCAGCUGAUAUUCCAUUUCUGGUCUGUCAUCAAUUCGUGUAUAAUUUGGAGUCUUUAAUACUGUAUCAAUUACAUUUGUGUUCUGUAUUUCUAUUUGCAUUCUUUUAUGUUGUAUUCUAUAGUAUCCUGUUUCAAGAAAGGCGGAGGAUUUUCGAGUACGAGAAGUCCAUGCUAGAACAGAGAUGCAAUAACAGUAGUAAUUAUUGAUGAUUUAUGUAAUAGAGAUGUAACUAUGAUAAGCUCUAUUUUUAGUUCUGUA